AUGCCCCUGUUAGACAACAGCGACACGCCCCUCGGCCGUGUCUAUACCGACUUUCAGCAGAUCGGCCGCCGCCUCAUAGCUCAGGGCACCCACGUCGACCAGAUCGUACCUAUGGGCCGCGUUGAUGUCACACUCCUGUUCCGCCGCCGCCGGCCUGGCGAUCCCGUUAACGCCUCCACCUGGGCCGCAGAGGUGGUCCACAUGUGGCAGGGCAUACUCAACGACCGUGUUCGCCUCGCGUCUGCCCUGACACUGGCCACACUAAUGGGCUGGCUGAUUCAUCCCACGGCCGAGACCUGGGCUCGCAUCCCGCAUUACCAUCGACCGACGCAAUUGUCGAGGCUGAAACCACAUCCCGCCGAGCUCGACCUGUUGCUGGGUGAAGUACGUGACCUGCUCAUCGACUCCUACAAGGACUAUGUCGGCCCUAUGUCGAAAGCGGGGUGGGACUUUCGUCAAGGGCUUUGGGAGAGACCCUUAGAGGAUGCUCUCGAUCGAGAUGCCGAGGAUGGACGAGUCUACAUUCGACCCGAGUUCGCCGCUUUGUGUUAUGAUGUCAACAACUACACUAUGAACAGCAGCGUACUCGACACAUGGCCGACCCUCAAAACUAAGCUGAACAUAUCCGACGACUGA
This is a messenger RNA of Cyphellophora attinorum, 636 nucleotides long. RefSeq lists its product as uncharacterized. The record is from RefSeq and is a predicted model, not a curated record. Lineage: Eukaryota; Fungi; Ascomycota; Eurotiomycetes; Chaetothyriales; Cyphellophoraceae. The transcript has a single exon. The coding region runs from base 1 to 636 and encodes 211 amino acids.